Penicillium lagena is the source of this 372-nucleotide messenger RNA. RefSeq lists its product as uncharacterized. Gene Ontology annotation, cellular component: plasma membrane. Bases 1 to 372 code for a protein of 123 amino acids. The transcript has a single exon. Lineage: Eukaryota; Fungi; Ascomycota; Eurotiomycetes; Eurotiales; Aspergillaceae. The record is from RefSeq and is a predicted model, not a curated record. Gene Ontology annotation, molecular function: sulfite transmembrane transporter activity. Gene Ontology annotation, biological process: sulfite transmembrane transport; transmembrane transport.
AUGGGCACGGGCAUCGUCGCCGUGUUGAUGAAAUCAGUGCCAUUUCCUACUCCAGUCCUCCACUAUCUCUCCAUAGUCUUUUUCUUGCUGAAUGUGGUGCUCUUUGGUCUGGCAUUUCUUACCUCGGUCCUGCGAUACUCCCUCUAUCCGGAGAUCUGGCGAGUCAUGAUCCAGGACCCGACCAAUUCAUUAUAUAUGGCGACGGUACCCAUGGGCUUUGCGACUUUGAUCGAGAUGUGGAUUUUUAUCUGCGUGCCGCUAUGGGGCCCGUGGAGUAUAACCGUUGCUUGGGUGCUGUGGAUUAUCGACGUCGUUGCGGCGGCAGCGGUUACCCUCUCUCUAUCCUUCAUUUUGUUGGUCUUUGUGAUCUAG